AUGGAACCAGUCACUAAACCAAUAAAAUUCACCACACAUAAGUCUCUCGCCAAUCGUCUCAUUCUUGCGACCCUGCACGGUCGACCUAUACACGUUUCACAAAUCCGUGCUUCGAACCCUACGAAUCCUGGCCUUGCGCCUUCCGAGAUAUCCUUACUGCGCCUCCUCGAAUCGUUAACGAAUGGAUCACAUAUCGAGAUCAGCUAUACAGGUACAACAUUACUCUACAAGCCAGGAUUGAUCACUGGUAGUGUACCUGGACGGGGCGCUGACGCACAUGGAAUUCUAAGACAUGAAGUCGACGGACGCGUAACGAGAGGAAUAUCAUAUCUGGUGCUAGCAGUGUGCUUGCUGGCGCCGUUCAGCAAAGGCAAAGUCAAUGUUCUCUUCACAGGGCCGGGCGUGAUCACGAGCGCAGCUGAGAGGUGGGGAGAUGUACGGCUACCGAAGACAGUCCAUAUGCUCAGAUCCGGAAGAGUGAAGAGGAUACGAGGCGUCGCGUAUGCGACAGGUGUAAGUGGUGGGAACAACGCACGAAUGAUUGAAGUUGCCCGAGGAGUUUUGAACCGACUUGUGGGCGACAUCUACAUCUUCAGUGACGUGGGUAAUGCUCAACUCAUUGACUCCGGAAAAGAGCCUGGCGAAAAGAAGAAGGUCGGCCUCGGCUUUGGCUUGAGUCUCGUUGCAGAAAGUACUGCACCGGGUGUGAUAUACAGUGCAGAUGCAGCAUCUGGUGCCGAAGGUGGUGAGACACCUGAGGAAGUAGGACGAAGAGCCGCAUAUGCUUUGCUUGAGAGCAUAUCACGAGGUGGCUGUAUAUCCUCCGAAGCAGCAUCUACUGUGUUGAUGUUGAUGAGCAUGGGCAGUGAGGACGUUGGUCGUGUACAAUUGGGCCGAGACGUUCUAGCAAGCGAAGAGAUCAUACAGCUCGCCAGAGACAUGGGUGCUUUCGGUACUGCUGGUUGGGGUAUCAGAGAUGCCACUGAAGAUGGUGUGAAGAGUGAGGGACAACUUAUCGUCAGUGUUGUUGGUAGUGGUAUCGGUAACGUCGGCAGGAAGAUUGGAUAA
Lithohypha guttulata is the source of this 1068-nucleotide messenger RNA. RefSeq lists its product as uncharacterized. The record is from RefSeq and is a predicted model, not a curated record. Gene Ontology annotation, cellular component: nucleolus. The coding region runs from base 1 to 1068 and encodes 355 amino acids. Lineage: Eukaryota; Fungi; Ascomycota; Eurotiomycetes; Chaetothyriales; Trichomeriaceae. Gene Ontology annotation, biological process: endonucleolytic cleavage of tricistronic rRNA transcript (SSU-rRNA, 5.8S rRNA, LSU-rRNA). Gene Ontology annotation, molecular function: RNA endonuclease activity. The transcript has 2 exons.